Molecule: messenger RNA, 369 nt
Organism: Symbiodinium pilosum
Lineage: Eukaryota; Dinophyceae; Suessiales; Symbiodiniaceae
Source: the annotation of a GenBank genome assembly
AUGCCGUAUCAGCCAACUGCGCGCAGCAAGUGCCAUACGCACUACCCAGAGGAGGGCUCACCUUGCUCUUCGCCGUCCCUGGUCAGCGUAGCGGGGGAUGAUAUGCUCACCACGCGGCCUCUGCAGCCCGCAGCUCGCAUCAGCCCGCCUCCUGGCCUCAAACACCUGGGCUCCCCAGCCCCAUCGGAAGCUGAAGCACGUCCGUGGUCGAUGCCGGAGCCACUCCUUCCCAGCCCCCGCUACGCUUAUUUGCCUCAGGUGGUCCGAGGCCAUCCCACCACCCCCAAGUUGGCGGACAGUGCCACCGCCUCCCCCAGUGCCGCCAGAGAUCAUGAUGCCAGAGCCGUUUACCACUCCACCUCCAAGUGA